AUGGCCACUACCAUUGUUCCUGACAUGCCUCACGAUGGUCGUGUUCACAACCCACGCCAUCUUUCGAUUCCUAUUCAUGGAGGCAACUUAGGCCUCAAAGAUCCUCUGGACACGCCCGAGUUGUCCCCUCGCUCUCACGUUCCGCCACCAAACCCGCCCUUCGUUUUCCCGCCGAAGCCAAUGUCCGCUUCAGCGCCAUCAUCAUACUCCCGCGCCACCGGCAGGCGGCCGAGGUCUGCCGUCGAGCCAGGCCUGGCUGCAUUCGCCGCCAGCGUUGCCGACGACACACGAUCGCAGGGCUCAUCUGCCUUACCCGCAUUUUCGUUCAACCCUGGCGCGAGCCUCGCUCCAACCCAGGCUACGCUUCUACCCGCCCACGAGUUCCUGACGGCGCCGUCCCCUCAGCAGUCACCGCGUCCCUCUCCCGCUAGAGGGACUCACAGGCGUGGAGGAAGUGAGUUUGUUGGCGGCGAAUACCGAUCCGGAAACGCGAGAAUGGAAGUCUUAAGCUCGAGUCCAACAAAAUCAGAGAGUGGGAUGGCCUCGCCUCAACUCCGACCAGUCGAGCCAAACCGGCGAGGACCUGCUCAUCGUCACGCCCAUCGUCGGUCUGCGGCCAUGUCUAGUCAUGAUCUCAGCAGCAUAACCGGAUUGAAUCUUCCCAAGAGCUCGAGUGAAGCCUCUCGGGGAAGCAGCGCUCCAUCGAGCCCAUCUGGACCAGAGCUUAACAAACACUUUUCGUUCCCCAUCUUACGCCCUGACGAUAGCACAUUAAACGCAGAAGACACAGUUGGUGCCAACAGGCCACAAAGUGCAGGAGUGGACCCAACUCAAGUCUUCCCAAGACUAGCCGCCGCGCCGACUCAGAGAAAGUCGUUCAGCAGAGCCAGAGUAGGCUUUUCGGAUACGCUCGAGUUCAUACCGCGUCCACUUUCUCUAGUCUCCAGCGACACCUCAAGUACCGUAACAGUUCGGCCUGGCCAUUCCCUCUCAGGUAGCAUCUCUUCAGUUCUAUCUGCAUCGAACACGCCUAUUUUGGAGAAGGAUGAAACUCUGGCACCUCUCGAGGCUACGCCAUCACAAGCCGCCGAUUCCGAGUCCAGGCCGAGUACUGCCGGUGCGGUGCUCGAGAGCGCACCAACGUCUCCCCAAGAAGAAGGCGCGUCCCUUACUGGUCCGAAGAGACGAGGCUCGCUACCCCUACUUGCUGGAGUUGCCCUCCCCUCCCCCGACACCACUGGUUCUCCCGAUCCUAGUCCAACAAAAAUUCCAAAGAGAUGGUCGUUCUUCGGACUUGACCAGUUCUCUGGAUCCCAUUCACCGUCAAAAUCUCGGCCUGCCAGUCUGAACUCCUGCGAGGUCUCAAAGACAGAUCUGUCUUUCUCGGUACCUGGAAGUGAGGAAACGGUGACUACAGAAUGUGCGGUGCUAAGAACGGGCAAGAAGUCGGGCAAGAAACAGAAAAAGGUCAAGACUUGGGCAGGCUCUAUACUAACAAAGAGGCCGAAAGGUCGCCGAAGCAAGAGCAAAAAGGCCAGUCGCCGGGGUCCAACACCUCCCCCAAGCCGUCCAGGCUACGAGGAUGAGGAAGACACAGCGUCAGAUUCUGCGGACACCAAGAGCGAGCCAUCUAUGCCCACGGUAAUGAUAGAAGAGCUGGACCAGGACCAGGAAGGUGCUGAGGCCUGGAAGCCACCCAGACCUGUCACCGAGGAAGACACCUCUUACCCUGUGAUCGAUCUUGAUGCGGCGCUGGGGCCUUUUAACACUCCUUUGCCGCGCAAUCCGGAAUGGGAAGCCGCCCAGAAAGCUGGUGGGCUCGUGAAGCGGCAGCUUCACAGUGCUGCCGGGCUGAGUAGGUUCACUGGACCCGGAAUGCACUACGCUCACCACCAGCGAGCCCAAAGCUCUCCCGAGAUGCCUCCAUUCGAGUUCCGCCGCGGAAUCCACAGGUUCGGCAGCAGUUCCACAAUGGCGGAUGUCUUUGAGGAAGAGGAGGAAUAUUACGAGGACUCGGACAAUUCAGGCUCAUCAACCCCUCAACCCGAGUCAACUGGCCCCAAGGACAGCGAGAGCUCGAGUGUUAGUGGCUUCUUCUCAGCACGCAGCUCGGCGGAGAGACUGAGAGCAGAUGGACGAAGCUCUGACGUAUCACUUGGAGCGAAGCGAAAGGCCAGCGAUCCCGAUGAUGGCAAGUCUCAGCGCACAGCAAGCAUGAAGUCAAGAAACUCGUUGAGUUCUUUGCAAGAGCAGGUCAUCGAGGAAGAGCCCCCAGCUAUUCCAACGCAGUUCAGGACCGUGGAGUUUGGGCGCCCAGCGCAGAGGAUAGUUCCGGACUCGCCCAUGUCUUCGCCAGUCAGCCCGAGAGCGCCGAUGGACGGUAGCUCUUCUUCACACACGACUUCAUCCUCCCUGGCGCCAGUCAGUCCUUACUCGUCCGUCACUCAGUCAUCUUCCUUCCCAUCACCACGAUCGCCCGUUUCAUACGACGCGAACAUAAUCUCCACCGCACCAUCGUCAGUGACCGACGAUAGCUUCCAGUCACUGCUCAUGGGAGAGCCCGGCCCUGAAGUUCGAAAGUCCAUGGAUGUCCCCUCUCUUUCCAGCAGCCACUCCAACCAGCCAAGAGAAAACCUUUUCGCUCAACAAGCUGCCUACAUGAACCGCCCUCCAGCGCCUGGCGAGCGUCCAGCGUCUUUCAGUGCGAUGGCAUUCGGCGGCCGACGAGGCAGCCUGGCGAGCCUGGGGCGUCUUAUCAGCAGUUCUCACGGCGAGCGCAGCAAACUAGCAACGGAAGUCUUCACUGGCGAUUCCGAGAAAAAGCUCAAGGGCAGCAAAUCCAGGCGGUUCAGCAAGAUGAUGCAGUUUUGGAGGCCGAAAGAAAACGCACAGGCAUGA
Molecule: messenger RNA, 2898 nt
Organism: Diaporthe amygdali
Lineage: Eukaryota; Fungi; Ascomycota; Sordariomycetes; Diaporthales; Diaporthaceae
Product: cell wall proline rich protein
Exons: 1
Coding region: 1-2898 (965 amino acids)
Source: RefSeq, a predicted model, not a curated record